CUCAACUCACUAGGCAGUUACCUUAGCCAGUGUUAAUAUUACUUCGUCUUCUGGUGUUCUUGCUUACCAUCCAGCCGGUGUCUUAUUAGCAGUCCAGGUACCACGAAACCUGAAUGCUGCUCCACGAGAGGAAAUGGAGGCACAGAGUGAAAAUGUGGCGGAAAUUUGGCGAGGUGGUGAAUAUCGCAGGCUUGAAGAGUGAAGACAUGGUCACUACUGCCGAAUCAGAAAGAAAGGAGGUGGCCUCUACCGCCGAAUCAGAGAGCAAGGACGUGGCCUCUACCGCCGAAUCAGAGAGCAAGGACGUGGCCUCUACCGCCGAAUCAGACAACGAAAACUUAGAUACAACAGACCGAUCAGUAAUUGAUGAAUUAUUAGUAACUGGUGAAUUAUUGGCCACUUCCGUACAAGUGAGAGAGAUGAGGAAAGUAUUAAGUGAUGAAUUACCAGCGGGUCAAGUGUUACCGUCACUAAAGGAAGUGACAUCUAGACAAUCCAUCCAGUCAGUGGAGAAUGACUCAGCUCUGGAAGAAAUGAACUGGCUGGAGCAGUGCUGUCAGUAUCAUCGCUUAGUAGAAGCAAUAUAUUCAGCAGGGAAAAAUAAUAAUAUAGAAAACGAAAAGAAGGUGGAGAAGUUGCUAUAUUCCGGGGCACCCUUAGUAUCUCCUGGGUCGAUCUAUAACAGUCCACUUCACUUGGCCAUCACCUACAACUUACUGAACAUCUUGAGGCGCCUUCUGGAUAAUGGCGCUUCCCUGACAGCCAAGCACUUCGGCCUGGUUCCCUUCCAGGUAGCCUGGCGAGCCACAGGGGUCACUAGUGAAGUGAGCAAUUGCAUUACGAGGGUGGUAGAGGAUAAACUCAUUAAUGAGAAACGUCUAUUUACAACUGACCCAGUGGAUUCUUGUCUGAAGAAAGGUAUUCCCCGCAUAUUAAGAGAGAUUCAAGGAAAAACACCGUGGCGAGCCAAGUUUUAUUAUACAGAAGAGAACUUCACUCUGCCGCAGCUACUUGUGAGAGCGUGUGCAGUAGGUGCCACCAUGACUGCAUGGUUUGUGUUGCAGGCAGGCGGCAGCACCAACACUAAGGACAGUAGCGGCACCACAGCCCUUCAUGCCGCCGUGCAAGCAGGAAAAUUCGACACUGCACGUGCGCUUGUCAACGACAUGAAAGCAAACCUUUUUCUGGCUGAUGAUGCAGGUCGACGGCCCAUCGACAUCCUCCCACCGCUGGAAAGACAACUUCUAAUGCAGAACUGUGUAGCGAGAGAAUAUCGUUGUUUGGACAACCUGCAGAUGAAGAUGAAAAAUAAAUCUCAGCAAGAAGACUUAAGGAACUUAAUUUUACUGUUUAUUGUUCUCUUCCUUAUACAUGAAGCAAAGGACCCAAAGUUACUCUGGAAACCCAUAUUCAGUUGUCUGGUAAAUGAUUCAAGACCUUAUGUUUCUUCAUCAAAUCAUCAUGACUGGCUUGACAAUGUGGCCCGUAAAUUAGAUACUUCAUAUAGGCGAUCCUAUUAUGAAGACAUAUUCGUAGGAUUUGUUGAUGUUUUGAAGAAAUUCUUUCAGUCUACAAAGAUCGAAAGGUUCAGUGAUCAAUCUUUUGAUCACAUUGACAGUUUAACUAGAAAAGCUCUUAUCUUGUGCAGUGAAGAAAACUUUCCUGUUUUCAUGCAUCUCAUAGCGAGUGUCGCAUAUGUGGACGGCAACAGUGCAGUUAAUUGUGUGUGUCAGACGAAGCCGCUGCAUCACGCUGCAGCAAGGAACAACAUGUCUGCCGUAACCUACCUUCUCAGCUUGGGAGCAUCUUGCACUGUCAAGGACAAGUGUGGCAAUACUCCAGCACACUAUGCCUACAUGAUGGGCCACCGAACAAUGGGGGAAUUCCUAAACGUACAAGAGGUUCAGAAGGAAAAGAAUAUCAUGGGUCGCUCUCCUGAAUCUGUUUGGGAAGAUUUCAAAACCUACAUGAGCCAGUAUAAGUUAAAUAUUGAGAAAUGUCAUACAAACAAGUUACAAGAGCAAAACACGGAGGAAAUGUUAAUAAAACUUCACCUUGAACACCUCAAAGAAAUAUGGCAAAGCAAAGGAAUACGUGAAACAGUGAAAGAAGCUCACGUAAACUUUACAGAGGGAGAAACUAGGGAGGUUAAACAAGCCGUUCAGCAGCUGUUGACGGAGAUCCACAAUGAAGUAGUUAAGAGAAAUACGUUGUUCGAAGGUGAACUACAAGUACUUGGCAGCUCCUCAGACAAUGUUCGUCUUUACUGUCCAGACGAAUAUGAUGUAAACAUUACACUGAAGAGAAUAAGUUGUCUUUCUGAUGGAGAUUUUUCUUUAAAACUAGAAGACUCAAGUGAGAAAUAUUCUUUAAGAAAUAUCAUUGUAUCUGCCAAUAACGAGGGUAAGAAAUACCUGAUUCACAGUUCAUAUAUACAAGACACAUUUUAUAAUGAGGUAAAACAAUGUCUCAUUAAUAUGAAUUUUGAGAAUAAACAACUUGCCCCCGUCUUACCGGGUUUGAAGAAAACACAGGUAGGUGUUGGUUUAAGUUUAACGUGGUCAGGCAGGCAAUACCCACUUUUGUUGGUGGAUAUCGACAUUGUUCUCACUAUACGAGCAAAGUGGCCAGAUAAUCUCUCAAAACCAAAGCUCUUAAGCCCAAAUAUCAACAAUGUGUUUCUCAACUCAAUUGGAGAGAAUGAAUGGAGAUUUUCUUUCGCUAUUGCUGAGAAUCAUAUCAUGAAAACGCUGCCAGAGGACCAUCGCCUGGUAUUUCUGGCCUGCAAAAUGGUGUUGGCUUCCCUCAAGGUGGAAGGCUGGGUACCACGACAGAUAAAAAAACAGUUUACUUACUGGGAUGCUAGACAAUUCCGUAUUAAGCCUCCUGGGGGGUUUUCACUCAAAAAUGCAUUUUUCCUGGAACUGGAAGAAACAAUAAAGAACCUUAGUUGGAGAAAAAAAACUCUGCUGGAAAAGAUCCAGUCCGUGUUCCAGCGGAUGUGUAUACAAGAUAACAAUACGGUUCGUGAUGGUCGUAUAGCAGCAUAUUUUGGAGGUGAUACAGAGAAGUCUCCACUUUGUUCUGGAGCUGCUGUGAUAUAUUCUUUCCUCGAAACCUUCAAAGAAAUUUCUAAAAACAAUAAAGAAUCGAUAAAAUAUGAAAUUUAAGGCGAAGAAAUGUGCUUCUCUUAACUACCAUUCUAUAGUUCGUAGAAUUAAAGUUUUGACAUUUUGUAAGAGAGAAUAUGAUGAUUUAUUACAGAAAUUUAUUUCAACUUAUUUGUAUCUAUUAAGUUCUUCUAAAAAAUUUAAUAUUAAUAAACAUAUUUCAUUAAAA
Molecule: messenger RNA, 3339 nt
Organism: Cherax quadricarinatus
Lineage: Eukaryota; Metazoa; Arthropoda; Malacostraca; Decapoda; Parastacidae
Source: RefSeq, a predicted model, not a curated record